Messenger RNA from Alternaria arborescens, 180 nucleotides. RefSeq lists its product as hypothetical. Lineage: Eukaryota; Fungi; Ascomycota; Dothideomycetes; Pleosporales; Pleosporaceae. Gene Ontology annotation, biological process: protein import into mitochondrial matrix. The record is from RefSeq and is a predicted model, not a curated record. Bases 1 to 180 code for a protein of 59 amino acids. Gene Ontology annotation, cellular component: mitochondrial outer membrane translocase complex. The transcript is spliced from 2 exons.
AUGCCACCCAAGCAAAUGGCAGGCAAGGGCCGUACUCUUAACGAGCCCAGCUUCGCGUCUAGCACUAUUUCGGCCUUUACAAGCAAGGACAACAGGAGUAUUGUUACUGCUGCGGGGCUGUUUGCUAUCGGUGUAACAUUCUUGCACAGCAGCUGGGCCGAAAUCCUACUCCCCGCGUAA